AUGAUUUCAGCGGUACAUGGAUUCCAAUUCUCAGCGUUCGACGUACAAAAGGAUGUGUUAGAGGCAAUAAGAAAAAAUGAUACAACAUAUUUUAUUUUUGACAAUUACAAAGGAUACUGUGAUGCAUAUGAACCAAAAAUGCCGGAUUUUACUGCAACGGGACGGAGAAUCAGCGAAAUAAAAUGCCUCGAAUACAUCUGGGAGUUGAAAAAAAGGGAAAACGCAACUGAGCGGGCUGAACUUUGUGAAAUGUAUGUAAUAAAUCAGGUUAAAAAAGGUAAUAUUCCUGAAUAUAUAUUUACAAUCAAUUCGCCGGUAAUAUUCGGCGGCCGCCAUGCAGUGGCACGAGAGUUUCCACACAUGGGCGCAAUUGGAUGGAGAGCAAGAAAUACAACAAAAAUGUGGAAAAAGUGGGUCUUCAAAUGUGGAGGGACACUAAUUAGUAAAAAUUUCUUACUAACAGCUGCACAUUGUUCUAAAAUAUCAUUGAAAGGAGUAUUCGAUAUUGUUGGAAAUGAACCUGAGGUUGUACGACUCGGUCUUCAAGUUAUUGAAGACAAUGAGUUCCUUUUGUACGGUGACCCAGUAGAUAUAGAAAUCAAGAGAUUUAUAGUCCACCCGAUGUACGACCCACCGAAAAAAUAUUUCGACAUCGGUUUAAUAGAGUUAGUCUCUGAAGUAAAGUUUAUGAGCAAUAUACAACCAGCAUGUCUUUGGUCUUAUCAAAAUUUUCAAACACUUGGCAAAAAUGGGACUAUUACUGGUUGGGGGUCUACUGAAGCAGAUUCCCACUCGUACGCACUCCAAGUUGCGGUGGUGGACAUCAUUGAUACUCCACAAUGUGAUUUGAUUCUUCAACCAUAUCGCAACAGAAAUUGGCGUGGCCUAAGAUCCCAUCAGAUGUGCGCCGGCAUAUUAGAGGGUGGCGUUGACACCUGCCAGGGUGAUUCAGGAGGUCCAUUGCAAGUAAAAAUUCCUUUGGACACAGACGAUUAUAUGUACUGGGUACUAGGUAUCACGUCGUUUGGAGUCGGAUGUGGACGAACAAAUCAACCCGGUGUCUAUUCUAGAGUAUCCAGCUUCAUAGAUUGGAUUGAAGAAAACGGUGAUUCAGGAGGUCCAUUGCAAGUAAAAAUUCCUUUGGACACAGACGAUCAUAUGUACUGGGUACUAGGGAUCACGUCGUUUGGAAUCGGAUGUGGACGAAUAAAUCAACCCGGUGUCUAUUCUAGAGUGUCCAGCUUUAUAGAUUGGAUUGAAGAACACGUUUGGAAA
Brenthis ino (lesser marbled fritillary) is the source of this 1275-nucleotide messenger RNA. The record is from the annotation of a GenBank genome assembly. NCBI's taxonomy places the organism in Eukaryota, Metazoa, Arthropoda, Insecta, Lepidoptera, Nymphalidae.